AGCACACAGGCAGCUCCUCACUGCCCAUCUCUGCCCGUGCUCAUUCACCUGGUUCCUUCCAGCAGACCAAGAGCACAAAUGGCCUUCUCCACCCGCAGCAUCCAGUGGAGCACCAGCAGCCGCCUCCAAUCCGCACCCAGUGUCAGCAGUCGGACCUCCAGGAAAAUGUCCCUGCAGAAGAUCCAGGCACCCAGUGUCUACGGGGGGGCCGGGGGCUACGGCACCCGCAUCUCCACCAGCGCCAGCUUCGACCAAGGCCUCGGCGGGGGCCUCCAGCUCAGCAUCACUGGCAACGAUGUCCUGCUGGCUGGCAACGAAAAAUCCACUAUGCAGAACCUCAACGACCGCUUGGCCUCGUACCUGGAGAGGGUGCGCUCCCUGGAGAAGGCAAACGCCCUGAUCGAGAAGCAGAUCAAGGAGUGGUAUGAGAAGAACACCAUAAGUGUAGGGCAGGACUACAGCUCCUACUUCAAAACCAUUGAAGAACUCCGAAGUAAGAUUGCUGCUGCCCAGCUGGAAAAUGCCAGGCUCGUCCUGCAGAUUGACAAUGCCAAGCUGGCUGCUGAUGACUUUAGACUGAAGUUUGAGAACGAGCACCUGCUCAAGCAGAGCGUGGAGGGCGACAUUGCGGGGCUGCUCCGCGUCCGUGACGACCUGACUCUGACCCAAGCUGACCUGGAAGCCCAGAUCGAGGGCGUGAACGAGGAACUCAUCUUCCUUAAGAAGAACCAUGAGGAGGACUGCAACCGGCUGCGCAAAGAGGUGAGCGGCUCCGUGAACGUGGCCGUGGAUGCUGCUCCUGCCACUGACCUGGCAGCUAUUAUGGAAAACAUGAGAAAGCAGUAUGAAGAAAUGGCAGAAAAGAACCGCCAAGAAGCCAAAGAACACUUUGAAAAGCAGACAGCAGAACUGAACCAGGAAGUUGCUGUUAACGUUGAACAGCUCCAAGUCCAGAGGAAAGAGAUCACGGAACGCAGACAGAUCUACCAGAGCCUGGAGCUGGAAUUACAGUCCCAGCUGAACAUGAGACAGACCCUCGAGGCCUCGGUGGCUGAGACAGAAGCACGGUACAGCCACCAGAUCUCCCAGAUCCAGGCAACCAUCGCCAGCCUGGAGGCUCAGCUGAGGCAGCUCCGAGCCGACAUGGAGGCUCAGAACAGCGCGUACAGCAACCUGCUGGACAUCAAGACUCGCCUGGAGAUGGAGAUCGCCACGUACCGCCGGCUGCUGGAGGGGGAGGAGAGCGGGCAAUUCGAAUUGGAAGUAGCUACAGCAGAGCUUGAAAAAGAAUCAAGUAAAAUGAAGAAGAUCAAGACAAUAGUUGAGGAAGUGGUUGAUGGGAAGGUCGUCUCCUCUCAGGUCAGAGAGUUCGAAGAGAAGAUGUAAAUGGCACCAGCAGAGGAGAUGCCUCUGAGCUUCCUGGACCCGAUGCCAAAACUAAAAUAUUUAUAAAGAAUCCCAUCUAAUUCUCCCUGCACCCCAGCAGGGUUGAAAAAUGCCAAAUUAUCAAAGCUCAAAUAAUUGUUGUUAUUGUGGGAGAGUGUUAAUAAAAAUCAGUAAGUUACAA
Molecule: messenger RNA, 1567 nt
Organism: Pseudopipra pipra
Lineage: Eukaryota; Metazoa; Chordata; Aves; Passeriformes; Pipridae
Gene: KRT20
Product: keratin 20
Exons: 8
Coding region: 79-1386 (435 amino acids)
Biological process (GO): epithelial cell differentiation; intermediate filament organization
Cellular component (GO): cytoskeleton
Molecular function (GO): structural molecule activity
Source: RefSeq, a predicted model, not a curated record